Carassius carassius (crucian carp) is the source of this 873-nucleotide messenger RNA. Its product is annotated as cysteine-rich and transmembrane domain-containing protein 1-like. The coding region runs from base 7 to 456 and encodes 149 amino acids. The transcript has 2 exons. NCBI's taxonomy places the organism in Eukaryota, Metazoa, Chordata, Actinopteri, Cypriniformes, Cyprinidae. The record is from RefSeq and is a predicted model, not a curated record. Gene Ontology annotation, cellular component: extracellular exosome.
UGUCACAUGUCUUCAUUGCUCUCUCCCAGGUCGCCCCUCAUCUGCGGUGUGCAGAUGAAUUACGAGCAGCCCCCCCCCUACACCGGGCCGGGCCCCACUGCUCCAGGAUACCCCCCUCCCACAGCUCCCGGGUACCCUCCUCAAGGAUUUCCUCCUCAGGGAUACGCUCCUCAGGGAUACCCUGCACAGCCGUACCAAGGAUAUCCUGUCAAUACUGACCAGCCCAACCCUGGUUACCCAAGCUACCCUCCUGGACCCCCUGGGUCAUACCCGGUCCAGCCGGGAUACCAGGCGUACCCACAACAACAGUAUGGUGGCCCAGUGUACGGGGAACCUCCUAAGAACACUGUGUAUGUUGUGGAGCAGGGCAGGCGGGAUGAUUCUGGGGAGCAGGCAUGUCUAACUGCAUGUUGGACAGCUCUGUGUUGCUGCUGUCUCUGGGACAUGUUGACUUAGAAUUAUAAGGAAACCACCAUGAGCCCCUCUUUUAUUUGUCAAGUUCUUUCACUCUAACAUGUUUCAGUCCUUAUUUAUGGGUGACUACUGAAAAAGUAAUUGAGAAACUAAUAGAGUGAUGUUUUGGUUGUAGAGUCCAUUUCCAGUAGUCCAGCUUGGAGCACCACUUUUUAUUCCUUCAAUGAAGCACGAUACGCACUGAGAGGCUGAUUACACACGUCGAUCUUAUUAAACUGAAUGUUUUUAUUCUUUCUCUUUUGAAAAUAAUACAGAUGUCAUCUUCAUUAAUGAAUGCAAACAUUUACAUUUUGCUUGUUUAUAGACCAGAUUUGAUAAUCAGUUAUGGCCUUGAAUGUUUGAGCUGUCUUAAUGAGUCAGAAAACGUUUGUUUCUAUUAAAUAAAAUGAUGUAAUUGAG